CACAAAGACCAUCACUUCCUCUCUGCCUCCGUCUCUUGUUCGGUUUCAUACCUUUGUCUUCUAAUUCCAAAAACCAACAAUGGUUCCAGAAAUCACUAUUGAUGUUAACGUCUUUCCGAGUCCACGCAAGUCUUCAUCGAAUACAGUGGAGAUCAAUCUCAAGCGUGAGAGCGACGACAAGUGUGAUGAUGCUCCUCUGUUCCAAAUCACUCAACUUAUCUUAAAAGACGUCGUUAACUUUGAUCCACACAAGACCUCUCCUCUCCUCGAAACAAUCUUUCCAGACAGUAUCUCAGGCACUCGUCUUUGCGUUGAGAUGGCUUUAGCAUCCGAACGAGUUCCAGCGCCGUUUGACAUGUACCUUCACGUCACAGUGAGAUUCGUCGAAGAAUCCACUUCUAGUUCUCCUCUAGAAAACAAGACAUGCGCUAUUUGUUUGGAGGAUAUGUCACAGGAUGUACAUGACUAUCAGGAGAUGCCGAAUUGUCCCCAUGUCUUUCAUAAUGACUGUAUCUACAAAUGGUUGGGUCAUAGUAAUUUGUGCCCUCUCUGCCGCACUGUUCUUGAAGAUGAAGAUGACGACGAUUAUCCCUACUACUCCUAAACAGAGUCAUGAAGAUUUCUUUUUUUAGGGUUUUUAGGUUAAGAAUGAUGAUUUGUUGAUUUUCUUGAGAUGAUAUUGUAAUGAUUCGAUUUG
This is a messenger RNA of Arabidopsis thaliana (thale cress), 697 nucleotides long. RefSeq names its product RING/U-box superfamily protein. The record is from RefSeq and is marked reviewed. Lineage: Eukaryota; Viridiplantae; Streptophyta; Magnoliopsida; Brassicales; Brassicaceae. The transcript has a single exon. Bases 80 to 604 code for a protein of 174 amino acids.